GUGUGGUUGUAGGUUAUCUUCGCGUGGGCAAGAUGGAGAUCUCAGUGCUGGUCGUCACGAACAAUCUUCCAAAGAGUAUCUCCGAGAUUCCUAUUUGUGAUCUCGGUCUGACCAUCAGUCUGAGGAUGGUAAGACGAGGAGAAGCGGAGCUGAGUGCCGUACACCUCGUGGAGCCGUCGCCAGAAUCGGCUGAUAAAGCGCGGGUCACGGUCAGAUAUGAUGCUCACAGGCACAAGCUGGAUGGAGUACUCGACGUCGCACGUCGGUGGGACGCCGGCGUACGAGAACGGCGAUGGGAAUACGUCAUGGUACUCUCAAAUGAGGUCACGAACUGCAGGCUCCAGGUCAUCCGUAUAUCGUGCGAGUUCCUCAGCGUCAGUGUCAGCGCGAGAGGACGGGGUGGACUUGACGGACGACGGAGGGUGGGAAGUAGAGAUGGGAGCCAUGGAGAUAGAAGGAGGAUCUGGCUCCAGAGGGAUGAGCUCCGCGUCGGGACAGGGUGGAUCAUAGUGUAAAAGAUCCGUAACGUUCACCAUAAAGAAAGUGACGUCGUCCUGUCGGAUGAAGUGAGCAAACAGUUGAGGUGAAGUGACAGUGAUAGAAGGAGAUGGUGUAGGCACGGAAGGCUCCGGGGGUGGAGGAUCGGGGCGUGGUGUCGCAGUGGUACCUAUGAAAGGUACGCGAUACAUCUGUUCACACUUCGUUUUGAGAACGAGAGUGUUGGUCGCCCAAUCGGCCUCCGUGCUGCGGAACCGACGAGACCACGGAGUACCGAGAAUGAAAUCGUACCCCGUCU
This is a messenger RNA of Chara braunii, 796 nucleotides long. NCBI's taxonomy places the organism in Eukaryota, Viridiplantae, Streptophyta, Charophyceae, Charales, Characeae. The record is from the annotation of a GenBank genome assembly.